Messenger RNA from Cynara cardunculus var. scolymus (artichoke), 2492 nucleotides. RefSeq names its product ABC transporter F family member 4. The record is from RefSeq and is a predicted model, not a curated record. NCBI's taxonomy places the organism in Eukaryota, Viridiplantae, Streptophyta, Magnoliopsida, Asterales, Asteraceae.
CUAUAUAAAGGAACGGUAAACUUAUUUCGUCGGCCUUCGCUGCACCUUCUUCCACUUCUCUUCUUCUGCAGAGUGAGAAUUGUCUUUGUGCUUAUCUGGGGUGCAAGACAAGAUGGCAAAGGGAAACAGGGUUGGUGUCAAGGGAAGUAAUCUGAGAAGGAUUCAACAAAGGGGACAGGACUCAGAAGAGUCAGAUGAGGAAUACAAGGUGACUGAGGAUGAAGAUUGUGACGAGUCAGAUGAGUGUUAUUCUUUAGAUGGUGAUGAAUCAGAAGAGAUAUUAGCUGAUUUUGAAGAGUCCAGGAGGGUUGUUAGAUCAAGAAGCACCCGGAGGACUUCUUCAGGUAGGAAGGGAGAUGAGAUAAAGAAGCCUCGGAAAAAGAGAAGAGUUCUUCAUACAAAAGAUGAAGUUGAAGAUGAUGAUGAUGAUGAAGAGGAGGAUGAGGAGUUUAAUGAUGAAGAUGAUGCAGAAUUUAUGUCUUUGGAUAGGAAGUCUGACCAUAUAAAGAAGCCUAGGGAAAAGAAGAGGAUUUCAUAUACAGAAUUGGAUGAUGAGGAGGAAGAGGACUAUGAAGAACUUGUUCCUUCUGGUAGAAGGAGGAACCUAAGAAAGAAGCAUCAGGAGAAGAAGAGGGUUUUAGAUACAGAAGAUGAUGAGGAUGAUGAUGCAGAAUUUAUGCAUUUGGGUAGGAAGGUAAGCCAGGAAAAGAAGCUUCGGGAAAAGAGGAAGGUUUUAUAUACAGAAGAUGAUGAUGAAGAUGCAGAUGCAGAUGAAGAUGAAGAUGAUUCUGAGUUUAUGUGUACAAGUAGGAAGGGAAACCUGACAAAGGAGACUCGAGAAAAGAGGACUGUUUCAUAUAAAGAAGACAAUCAGGAAGAGGAGGAUGAAAAUGAUGCAGAAUUUGUAUUAAGUGAGGGUGAUUUUGUUGAUUAUGACGACGAAAGUCCAAAGAUGAAGAAAAAUGAGAGCAUAAGUAGGCACCAUCCACAAAAGAGAAGUGUUGGGGGAGGACGAAAAAAGAGCAAAAAGUCAAAGAUUAAAAAGCCUACAAGACCAAAACAAAGAAAUCGAAGGGUUGGCCAAAAGUCAGGUUCUUCUAAGGAGAGGCCUGCCACAAACAAAAACCAGGUCGAAAAACGAAGUAAGAAAAUUCCUAGGCGACGGAAGCAGAGAGUGACGGCAGAAUCUGAUUCCGAUUUUGUUAGUUCUCCAUCAUUGGAUCAUGAAUACACCAUCUCGGAGGAAGAGAGAGAACAGAUGAGAGAAGCCAGUGUAUACUGUGCAAAUUUGAGAGCUAAGUUGAGGAGCUCCUCCUGUGGAAAGCAUGAAGAAGAACCAGUCUUUGAACAAAGGAAAAAUCCGGUACGAAAGGGUAAAGAGAAGGUAGAAGAUAUGAAGGAUGAAGUAGGGAAGCAAGUUUGUGGAAUUUGUUUGUCUGAAGAAGGGAAGAGAACUGUGAGAGGAGUACUAAAUUGUUGUCGCCAUUAUUUCUGUUUCUCUUGUAUCAUGGAAUGGUCGAAGGUGGAAUCUCGUUGCCCUCUCUGCAAGCAAAGAUUUGCAACAAUAACAAAGGCCGCAAAAUCAGACACAGGGUUUGAUUUAAGGACUGUAGUUGUACCUGUUCCUGAGUGUGAUCAGGUUUACCAACCAUCUGAGGAAGAGCUGAGGGGUUACCUUGAUCCAUAUGAAAGUGUGAUAUGUACUGAAUGUCACCAUGGGGGGGACGAUGCUUUGAUGUUACUAUGUGAUAUAUGCGAUUCACCUGCACACACCUUUUGUGUUGGUCUUGGACGGGAAGUUCCUGAAGGAAAUUGGUAUUGCGAAGGAUGCAGACCUACUGUUUUUGGUUCCCUAAGUUCUCAACGUCCAACUCCCACUUCAGAUCGAAGAUCAAGUGGCAUUGCAUCAGAUCUACCAUCCCCAACUGCUGGAGGUUUUGAUCUUAAUGAGUUGUAUGUACCUGAAACGCCCUUGACACAACAAUCUCGCGUUCUCCCUGAACCUAGACUCCCUGGUGGUGAUUUUAUGCCUGCUCCUGCUGGAACUGUAGCUACUACACUAAGGGAUAGACGCAGAAUACAUCGUCAGAUGCAUCAUCGGUUGCUAACUAAUAAUAGAAUGAGUGAUUUAGUUGCUAGAUCUAGCAGAACACCACCAUCUUCUUCAGGAAUUAGAUUAUUUGGCUCUCAACUUGAUCAAGCUAGGGAUUCAACUCCUCAAAGGAAUGUCCACCCUCAUGCAUCAUUUAAUGGAAGGGAGGAUCAUGUUAUGUCUUCAAUGCAUGACAUCAAUCUUCUCUCUCCAAGAGUUGAUCAAUUUGGUGUACAGGUACAGGAUUCAAGUUUGCCGGCUGUUGAUGUGUCAUUGCAAGCUGAACAUAGCGGCUCUGGUAUGGCCUGAUUCAAGAUUGGGAUUUGCACAACUCCACCCUUGCACUAACAGAUCAAGCAUUGGGUCUGAUGCCAGCUUAUCUCCAUAUGCAUGCAGAGAG